Anopheles coluzzii is the source of this 4707-nucleotide messenger RNA. RefSeq names its product protein kinase C and casein kinase II substrate protein 3 (gene Synd). Gene Ontology annotation, biological process: regulation of endocytosis; cytoskeleton organization; plasma membrane tubulation. Gene Ontology annotation, cellular component: cytoplasm; endosome; plasma membrane. The transcript is spliced from 12 exons. Bases 1063 to 2595 code for a protein of 510 amino acids. Gene Ontology annotation, molecular function: protein binding; phospholipid binding. The record is from RefSeq and is a predicted model, not a curated record. NCBI's taxonomy places the organism in Eukaryota, Metazoa, Arthropoda, Insecta, Diptera, Culicidae.
AUAGUUGUCACUUUUUAUAAGAAUCCCGGAGAGGCAGGACCGCAGUCGGUGUCGUCGUAGUCGGUUCGUUGAAAUUUCAUCAAGCCAUCAAACAAGUGCAGUCAAAUUAUUCAGUGAAAGGUUUAGUGUAAUUGGUGCAGCAAAAAAGCGAUAGGCAGUGUGUGCCGGAGUGGAAAAUAAACAAAAGUGUUUAGAAAAUAAUUUAACUUAUGAGUGCAAAGUGAAGUGAGACGAAAGUUUUGUUGUCAAACAAGUGAAAUAAGGUUUUGAUAGCAAUAUUAAUCAGGCGUGGAGGAGGCAUUAACGUGUACGCGGGAGUGUGUCAAAUCGUUCGUGCCGUGUAGUGGUGGAAAUCAAUUGUGCAAAAUAAAUCACCGCCAACGUGGAUUACUAGCACCAGCGCAUAUCGUCGUCAACUGGUUUCGGGUUACCGCUUUCUGCUACCGUAUCCAGCCGUAUUGACGAGCCUUCGAACCUACACCCCGAAAAGAACUUAUCUUUUCCAUGAACAUUAAAGCCAAGCACGGUGCAGUGCAACAUCUAGCAGAGCGUUUAACGUCGUUGUUGGACACGAUGAUGCUACUCGUCAGAUGAGAAAUAUAUUUCAUCGUUAACCAACAGAGCCAACAACAUACGGACCGACCUGAUGCACAUUACCCUACCGUAACGUGAUAACGAGAAAGCGUGCCAGCUUCUCAAAAUUUGCCAAAAACCAUUUUGCGCGUUGUUUGUCGAACCACCAUCAGGGGAACAUAUACCACACCCCGUCGUCUAAUAAUUGAUCGUUCGAACCCGGCACUGACAUUUACCACAACAAACGGCAAAAGGCCAUCGUGAUCGAGGGCGGCCCCUAGUUGUUGUACACAAAUUGUCGUUGAUUGUGGACCACCAUCAUUCGUCGUUGUCGUUCAUUUAUCACUCGGUAUCGGGUCAUUACCGGAGACUGUGUGUGUACGACGGCGGGGAUCUGUCCCGCAAAACACAGAACGGUUUGCAAAAAUUGAUUUGAAUUCGGGGCGCGGAAGAAGCAUCACACCACACCAUACGUGAACAUACGGCAAAAUGUCACAUCACAGCGACGAUCAGCUGCUGCAGGCCGGCAGUGACUCUUUCUGGGAGCUGAACAAUUACAAACGCACCACCAAGCGGAUAGAGGACGGUUACAAACUAUGUACGGAGCUGCAAACGUUGAUUCAGGAGCGUGCCGAAAUUGAAAAAGCAUAUGCCAAAAAUUUAAAAGCAUGGUCAAAGAAGUGGGGCGAAUUGAUCGAGAAAGGACCAGAGUACGGCACGACAGAAGCCGCCUGGAAGGGAAUGCUUACUGAGGCGGAACGGCUUUCGGACCUGCAUUUAAAAAUCAAAGCCAACCUGUGCACCGACGUCACACUCCAGAUUAAAGAAUGGCAAAAGGAUAACUAUCACAAGUCGAUGAUGCAAAUUAAGGAGCGCAAAGAAAUGGAAGACCAGUUCAAGCGGGCACAGAAACCAUGGGCGAAGCUGCUAGCGAGUGCGGAAAAAGCCAAAGCAGAUUACCACGCAGCAUGCAAAAUGGAAAAAUCUGCCACCAAUCAGGAACGCAACGCCUCCAGCGACUCAUCAAUGUCGAACGAUCAGCUGAAAAAGAUGCAAGAAAGGGUACAGAAGCUUAAGGACGAUGUGGCGAAGAGUCGCGACCGGUACGAACAAACGCUCAGCGAGAUCAAAGAAUACAACCCCGUGUACAUCGAGAGCAUGACGAACGUGUUCCGGAAGUGCCAAGAGAUGGAGGAGACCCGGUUGUGCUUCUUCAAGAACGUGCUGUUUUCCAUACACAAAUGCCUGAACAUUUCCGAGGAUCCGAGUUUGCCACAAAUCUACAAAGAGUUCCACCACACGAUCAACAAUGCCGAUCACCAGAAGGAUCUCAAGUGGUGGUCUAACAACCACGGCGUCAACAUGGGUAUGAGCUGGCCAACGUUCGUGGAGUACACGGAAGAGUUCCGCGACAUUGCGAAGGGCAUCAAAUCCAAAGAAGCUUUGCCCGCAGCGCCGAUCACGCUCAUUCAUCAGCGACCCGUGGCCGAAGAUGUGCAUGAAUAUCCGCCACCGCCGCCCGCCAACAAUAAUCGGCUACUUGGAGGAGGCAAUCGCAACAGUACGGCCCUUAGUAUUAGCAACUCGACUAGCAACAACCGCACCACCACCCCGACACCGAAUAACGAUUCGCCCAAAUCGGAAACGGCUUCGACGAAGAAUGAAGUGGCCACUACCCCUACCCGAAACUCACCUGCCCGUGCUGCUCCUGGCGGAGCGGUCGUCACCAAUGGCAACUCUGGAACGAACGGUAAAGCGAACGACAGCAAUCCCUUUGAAGAGGAAGAAGAGUGGGAUGAGGGUGACGGUCAUGAUAACCUGCUCGUGGAUAACGGUGAACCUGGCGUCCCGGUGAAGGCGCUGUACGAUUACGAAGGUGCUGAAAGCGAUGAGCUUACGUUCAAGCAGGGCGAUUUGUUCGAAAAGCUAGAAGAUGAAGAUGAGCAAGGCUGGUGCAAGGGACGAAAGGACGGGCGAGUAGGACUGUACCCGGCGAACUACGUGGAAGUGGUGGCAACGUAAACCCUUGGCACGUUUCAACAGGAAAAGGGAAAAGCAAGAGAAAAAUUCUUUCCAAUAGAAAGCAGUUCAAGUUGUGCAUGUGCAACGGUGAAAAUAUGAUAAGUGAAUGAACGUAGUCAAACCGAAGUACAAGCUGCUCUGGUAUGUUGGAUUUUAUUUGGUUACAAUUGUUGGUGAACGAAUGAAAAAUCACUGAUGCUUGUACCAAUGCAUCACAUCACACACAUGGUACAACGGUGGAGCAAAUAGGGCAAAACGGUCACUAACAGACCGACAUACACACACACACACAUACACCAUCCACAGGAAGGCAAGCCUUUUUAGAGGAAGUAGCACUUUCUCCGCUUUUAAGAGGAGUAGUUUGCAAGCAUUGCGCCAUCGUUCUCUCUGGAACAACUAGUUUAAAGGAUGAAAUCCUCAGAACCAAUUAAAACACAAACAAACAGAAUGGACCUAUUUCGUAACGUUGGCCAAAAAGGGUAUUUUUUUUAGAAUGGAACAUUUCAAACUGUCCACCAUUUUUGGUUUGCACGCGUAGGAAAGAUAAGCCAUAGAGAAACGGUGUAGGUAUAGAUAACCACUUAUACACAACGGGAUUUGCCUACUGGAAUAUCAUUUUAUCGAGCGCUCAGCGGUGGGAAAUACAUGAGCUGAACCAGGCUUUCGUGUGGCAGUAUGUUUUAUGGUCAUGGACACGAAACGUUGCAAAAGAACGAUGUCUGUAAUCGAACAGAUGUGGAUUUGCAUUGGUGGAAGGAUUAAGUUAUCCGCUCAGUAUCAUCUUCUCUACGACCCUGUUUCGUUCUAUCCGUUGUUCCAUUUGAUAAUAUCGUUAUUAAGGAGAUGAAAAGCGUAGAUAUAAGUAGAAAUUGAAGCAAUUUUUAGCAUUGAUGCUCUGCAUUUAGGAAAAGAAUCGAACUUUUUGCUGGUUUUACUAAUUCGAUGUAAAUUUUCUUGGCAAAAAAAACACACACAGAGAAGAUCAAAACACACAUUUGAACGUAACCGGAAACGCCUCUGGGAAUAAUGACGGGACAUUUGUAACCUCGUCAGGGGGCGGCCAUGAGCCGUUAGCUCAACGUAGAGAACAAUCAUUUUGCGCAGGAUAUGAUAGCAAAGUAGGAAAAAAAGAGCUCUUGUAAUACAACUGAUAAUAACCUAACCUAUGUAGAAUACAACCCACUGGUUCCAUUUUUCAAUCUACAAACACGUAGACCUUUUCCCGUCUAUCGUAGAUCCAUGGUGUUUGGCGGAAAGCAACAGAAAAAGUUAAUGGAAAGUGUUUCCCACCUGUUUGCAGCAAUAUAAUAAUAUCCCUGAAACCUUAACUACACGUCCGUAAAUUUACCGUAACCUUUUUUAUAUCCACUUUCUUAUACUGAACCACUUAAGCGGCUCGUUCUGUUGCCUCGCUCAAGCUGGGAACAAAAUUAAAUGCUAUCCAGGUGUACACUAAGUGAAAUAAUCUUUUUUUGUUGUGUAAAGUAAUACACCAAGCACCUAAAUAUGUGUGGUUUACCCUCGAAGUUAGCAGCAAGCAGCAGGAACAAGCAACGUACAAAAAAGGCGUUGUGCUUGAUGAACCUUACUCUCCUUUUCUUAAUAUACAAAUUUACAAACAAAAGAUGAAAAUACAUAAUUUUGUUAUUCUUUUUGUUAUGAAUAGGCAAAGGCGCUGAAAGUUUUACAUACAAGUUAAAAAUGAUAGCGAACCAUUCGGUUGCAUAGCCGAGAAUGAGGUAAACAAUGGUUGAAAUUUGAAUACGAGCAAAAAAAAAAGAAACGAGUUAUAAAAUUAGUAAUAACAGUUGGAAUAGUAGUGUGCUAGUGAAACAUAACGAUAACACACGGAUCGUUGGCUGCAGAAGAAGCAGGAGAAAGCAAUGGUUGAACAGGUUACGAAACGUAAGCGAAACAACAUGUUGUGUAUUAUAUUAAGUUUGAGGAAAUAUAUAUAUAAAUAUGUAAAGAAUUAAUAACAACCGGGCAGUUAGUAGUAGCGUUACGAUAGUGUAGUAUCUGGGUAAAGUGAAGAUAUUGGAGUAAGCAGAGUAUUGAACGAAGGCGGUUAUUUAUAUACACAGUCUGUAUAUGUGAAAAUUAUUACCUUAA